Penaeus vannamei (Pacific white shrimp) is the source of this 4988-nucleotide messenger RNA. The record is from RefSeq and is a predicted model, not a curated record. NCBI's taxonomy places the organism in Eukaryota, Metazoa, Arthropoda, Malacostraca, Decapoda, Penaeidae.
UCAGAUGAAAGGAUUAGAGAAGAUCCAGUUGAAAAUGAUUUGAUGUGCGGUAUAUCAGGGAGUGAGGGAAAUACAAUUGAUUCCAAAGGUGAUACUCAUCAGCUUGAUGAAGUAGAACAGAAUAAUGAAGAGGCAAAGCUUAAGAAAGAAAAUGAUUAUGGAAAAAAAUGUGUACAAGAUAAAUCAAACAUACCUUUGGAUACUGAGGAAAAAGGAAAAGAGAACACGGAAGGAACAGAUUUACACAAUGAAAUCUUAUCUAGAACAGAAUAUCCAAAAACCGAAGAAAGACUCUUCCCUGAAGAGGAGGAACUCCUCUAUGAUGAAGACAGUGAAGAUGAUGAUGAUGAUGAUGACAAGAAGGGAUAUGAUUCUGGGGAAACAUCACAAAUGAAAUCCCCACACUUAAGCAAAAAUAAAUGUCUUCAACCGCAAACAAGUAAACAGGGGUCCACAGUUGAUACAGAAAAUUCUCAGUGUAUAAAAAAGGAUGUAAAGUCUGUUAGUCCUAAAAGAGUAACCAGAAACCAUUCAGCUGAAAGAGAGGAUUUAGAAACUGAGGGAGGAGCAAGAGGAAGACAGUGCAGGUCCUCACCCAGGAAGGUAGGCAAAAGUGACAGCAGGAAUGACCUCUCAAGAAGUCGGUCACCACCAGGUAGACCAAAUAGAAAGAUUGGGAAGUUGACAACACUCGACAAAAAGUACAAUAUUAGUGAAAAUGACAGCGUCAGUCCCCUGCAAGUUAAGGAAAAGGAGAUGCAAGCCAAAUAUGAGGAGAAGCUAGCAGUGGCAUUUGGCAGGAAGACAAGACACGGCCAGAAAGCAAUUGAAAUGAAGGAUACAAAUGAAAUAAGUUCUUUGGAUAGAGAAAAUGGAAGAAACAAUGAUACUGAGAAUAUACCCUCUGAAGAUAAGAAUAAACAAUUAAAGCUUGUAAGUGAAAGUGAAGAUAACUGUGUGAAAGAGUGCUCUAAACAAGAUAAGCCAUGCACACCUGUAAAUACUGAAGAUGGAAGAGAGAACACAGAAGGGACAGGUUUACACAAGGAAAGUAAUACUGAACCAACAAAGAAGCCUGAAGAGAGUCUUUUCCCUGAAGAGGAGGAACUCCUUUAUGAUGGAGACACUGAAGGUGAUGAUGAUGAUGAUAAGAAAAAUGCUGAGGAAACCUUAACACCAGAAGCAAGUGCAAUGAAGUCCACAGUUGAUGCAGGUAAUUCUCAGGUAGAUGCCAUAAAAGAAAACGAUGGUAGAUCAGUAACAGAAAGUGUGCAGGAUAGUCCUAAAAUAACAAGAAACCAUUCAUCCAAAAGAGACAUUGAGAACGUGCAGAGUGCAAGAGGAAGGAAAUGCAGUGGUUCACCCAGAAAGAACGACAAAAGUGACAGCAGCAAAGAUCUCUCAAGGAGUCGAUCACCACCAGGUAAAUCAAGCAGAAGGAUAACGAAGUUGACACCCAGCAAGAAGAGUGAGAUCGUGCAAAAUGAUAGUGUGAGUCCCCUAAUGGUCAAGGAGAAGGAGAUGCAAGCAAAGUAUGAAGAGAAGAUGGCAGUGGCAUUUGGCAGGAUCACGAGACGAGGCCAAAGGGCAAAUGCAGAACUAGAUGACACAGAUAGACUAAGUCCGCCAGCACAUUCAUCGAAUAGAGUGAGUGCUAGAAACACUUCGAGACGUAGAGAUAGUGAGAGCCCACCAAGGGAGAGAUUGAGAAAGCCUCCAAGGAAUAAAGAAGGCGAGCACAUGAGAGCAGAUCAUGAGAAGAUCCAUUCAGAAAGGAGCACCACUUCAAGAAAUAGCGAUUCUAGACUGAGAGCAAAAAGGAUGCAGGGGAACGAAGUGGAAGAAACAAAGAGAAAUAAAAGUUUACCAAAUGCAGCGCAACAAAGGAGACCGUCAAAUUUGGAUGAGGGUGUACGUGGGGAGGUACGGUGGAAGAGACAGCAAUCUGAGUCACCACCGACUCACAGAAGACGACAGCGUGUGCAUGAUAGGCGAAUGAGAGAUGAUGGAGAUUCUCCAGACAAGGGAAGUCAUAUCGGAAAGAUUAAGAACAGAAAUGACAUGAAAGAAGAUAGAAAUCAUGGUGAUCCACUACCCAAAGUUCAGAGAGAGAGGAAUUGUGUACAGGACCAACAGACUCGAAACAAAGUACCAGUAGAUAGCAAACUGUUACAUAAAAUUUUAUGGGAGUCUCCAAAGAAGAGCAUUGUCCAGGAUGAUGAAAAAGAAGAAGGGGAGCUAGAUGAAGAUGAAGAAGAAGGGGAAUUAAUAAGUGAAGCAACAAACCGUGGGGAGGCCAAACACAAAGGUACAAAGGAGUCUCAUUUUUCCAAAUCAGAAGUAGAUACAAGACGACGGAAUGAACCAAGAUGGGAAUCAAAGAAUGCCAGGCCCACAAGAAAAAGCGAGAUGUUGAAAUAUGAAAAAGCUUUACAAGAAGCCAAAGAAAAACAUCGAAGAGCCGAAGAAGAUAAGAAGAACAAACUCCCAAGUAAGGAACCAGCUCUGUCUAAAUGCCACAGGCCUGAUAGGGCUAAAGAUAGUUUUAUUUGGGAGAAGCAAGAUAAGUUUACAGAAAGAGAUAAGAAGGUUAAUCAGGUCAGUGAAGCAAAUGCAGAGAAGAGAAGGCAGAGUAUGAGAGCAAGGCACUUAAGGACGUUAAUGGAGGACGACACAACUUUUUAUCCAUCAGAUCUUUUCCAAGUUACACCCAUUUUGGCUGUCCCGGAAAAGUUAGGCCCUCCCUCAGGAAGUGAUGAUACCAUUGACAUACUAGUAAAGCAGAACCAUGAGAAGUACGGCCAGGACAGCCUCAGCACCAGUGGAGACUCGGAGAUGUCACUGCUGCAUUUUAUUCGUGAUCCUGAAACGAAGAGACAUGCCCCUUCUGACCGUAAAUCUUCCUCUUUGAAGGCAACAGGGGAUCCAAAGGACGACACAAAGAAUCAAGUAGAGGUUAAGUUUAAGGCAAAAGAGCAGGUCGAACCCAGAGGUCUUGCAAUUGAGAAAGCCAGUGAACAAAGUUUGGUAAAAGACAAUAAUGUUACUAUUGCAGACACACCACUGAUUGGUGAUCUGGAGCAAGAGCAUGAUGACCAAAAUUUGUCAGGUCAUAAAAGCCCGUUGAACCAGAGUGUAGACGAAAUGGUGACGGAGGCUGGAGAGGACGAUGACUGCCACACUGAAAACAGCUUGGAAACAAGAAAUGAUCGAGUAGCAGAGAACACUACAGAGAUGGAAAGCACACAUGAAGGCGGGUAUAGCAAUGUACCUGUGUUGGAUGACGCCAGUGCCACAGCUCAGUCUACUGAUGCCCACGAAGACAAUUCAAGCAGUUCAAGUGACUCAGACUCGGAUUCAGACUCAGACAGUAGUGAUUGCCAAUGCAGCAAAUGUGGGAACAGUAGUAGCAGUAGCAGCAGCAGCAGUAGUAGCAGUUCAAGUUCUUCAGAUUCUGAUAGUGACUCAGAUGCAGUCAUUGAAGAAACCCCACAAGAGGCAACAAAUACAAGUGUAGCUGGAGGUGAGCGAGACCAAAGUAAAAUAGUGAGCCAUGCGAACAAGAAAUCUCCAAGAAAAACUCCACGGAAAUCACCGUCCAAGCGAGAGAAAUCACCGAAGAAACCCUCACCCACUAAGUCGCCCCACAGGACCAGUAAGACCCCACGCAAGAUGCUAAAGACACCACACAAAUCUCCUGGAAAGGUUCCCAAAACUCCAGGAAAAACGCCGUGUAAGAAACUUGGAAAGACACCCAAAAAGUCACCUAGUAGCAAAUUUAAAGAGCCAGGUGUUCAGAUUUAUCCGGAUCUCCACAGCAUGUUGGAGAAGAAUGGCGUGACUUCAGCCGAUGAUAAAAAACAGAAUGCGGCUUGUAAUUCACAGGCACCAGGUACAAAACACAAUGCCAACAAAGGCCAUGUGAUAUCACCGCCACAGAUACAGAUGCUGAUUUGUUCCCACGACGAUCUGAAAUCCCAGGCCAGGAAGCGAGAGGAAUCAGGUAGUGAAUCCCAGUCUCGGAAUUCAAUUGGCAACGGAGCCCCAGCUGCACCUUCAAGUAGUGCAUCAUCGUCCACUAUCCAGAAAGUUUUCGUUCGACGUCGGGCGAGGAGACCUGCCAAUUUCUCACCAACCAAAUCUGCAGCAAUGAGUUUAUCGUGCGUGAGCGGGAAUAGUGCCAUCUCUCUCGUGCACAGUGACCAACAGCCGUCAGGAGAAACAUCAAAUUCUGAUCCCAAAAGCAUCCAGGAUGAGAGCGUAUUCAAAGAAGGAAAUCUUGCCACAUCAGACGGUAAUGGAGAGGAAAUAAUCUCACGGAAGAGAACCAGAACUUCCAUCAGUGAGAAAACCACGGCCAGUAAGCGUUCCAGAAUGUUAUCUCCAGAAUCUAGGAAGGAAAUAACUGUCAGCAGAGAAAAUGUGGAAAGAAAAACAAGUGAGAAUGAUGCUGCAAUGUCUGCGGAAAGUCCAGCUAAAGCCAGCGAAACGGGUACAUCAACGAAAGCCACCGGAGCUCCGAAAGAAUCCAACUUCGUGCCAGAAGAAACGACCGACGGACCAGUGAGAACGUCGACCGAUUCUUCAAGAGCGACCGCAGGAAACGGAAAGUCAACCGUUGAAGUAUCGACAACAGAUAGCAAGAUCAUCGUCCCCGUUAAGAUACGACGAGUGAAAAGACAGCUCAACCUCGGACUCUCUAGCUCCGUUUCGAGCGUGGUCUCUUCCGUGCCCGAAAGAAAGUCGCCCUCGAAGUCCACUGCGGCCUCGACGUCUGCCUCUACUCCGCCUCCAGCUAAGGACAGGAGCAAGUCCGUUGAAAACUCUCCGACAAGCCUUAGAAGAAGUCCGAGAAAGAAGCUGGUGCCUACGUAGUAUGUGUAGAUCCAUGUAAAAAUUGUAUAUAUUCUAUUGCAAUAUCUUUUUUUUUCUGACGAGUUUAUGCCAAUAUUUCUAUAGUUUUUUUCCAGGUUAUAGAAGAAGUACGA